AUGACAACUGACAAGCCAGACAUUCGAGAGAAAAGCGUCCACAGCAUUUUAACAAACUGGGCCUUUGAAUUAAGAUGGUCUUCUAGAGAUGAAGUUGAAUUUCGUCUUGUGAGUUUGCUGGAGCACCUGUCGUCUUUAGCAGUGACAGGGCCAGCCAAACCCUCCCUGUCCAAGUGGAGUUUAGGCAUCAUGGAUGGUGGCAUUGGAGCUCUUGGACGGGCUCUCCAGCAACAGCCUUUCCCUGAACUGAGGCAACUGACAGUGUGCAAUUGCCGACUGAUCGGAGAGAAGGGCAUGGCCGAGCUAGCUAGAUCGAUUGGGACGGGCAACUUGAAUAAUCUCGAGGUACUCAAAUUUCAGAGCAAUCACUUCAUAGGAGACACGGGAGCCAAAGUUCUGGCUGACGCUCUGCAGUCUGGGAAGCUAGCCAGUCUCCGUAGGAUCGAUCUGCUGGACAAUGGAAUCGGUGACGAGGGACUGAGUGCCAUUGCACUUGCUUUGGGCUCCGGUAACGUCCCGAAGCUCACCAGUCUACGAGUAGGAAGUGAAGCUGAGGCGUUCCACAUGAAGGGAGGCCAAGCUCUUGCUAGAAUGAUACAAUCGGAGAAUCUGCCUUUCCUGGAGGAUCUCAGAUUUCGAGGAUGCGUUGUCGAGGAAGGUGUGAUCGCAGUGAUUAAAGCGCUGGAGACAAGAACCGUCGGAGCGUUGAAGAAGUUAGACUUGAGAUACUGUGGUAUAGGUUUGGAAGGAGCAAUUUUGUUGGCGAGGGCGCUCAGUUUGCCUUGUUUCUCUUCCUUGCGUUUGUUAGAUCUUGGCGACAGUGUACUAUGA
Messenger RNA from Marchantia polymorpha subsp. ruderalis, 831 nucleotides. NCBI's taxonomy places the organism in Eukaryota, Viridiplantae, Streptophyta, Marchantiopsida, Marchantiales, Marchantiaceae. The record is from the annotation of a GenBank genome assembly.